Molecule: messenger RNA, 2079 nt
Organism: Quercus lobata
Lineage: Eukaryota; Viridiplantae; Streptophyta; Magnoliopsida; Fagales; Fagaceae
Product: Tetratricopeptide repeat (TPR)-like superfamily protein
Exons: 1
Coding region: 60-1973 (637 amino acids)
Biological process (GO): RNA modification
Molecular function (GO): RNA binding; protein binding
Source: RefSeq, a predicted model, not a curated record
CAUGGGUAUGGUUUAUUCUUUUCAUUCAAUGGUUUUUAGUACCAACAAACAGCAUUUGCAUGUACCCAUUUCUAAAGCAAGUUCAAGGUCCUCACAGAACUUCGCUCUCCUAUUACUCUAACCUCAUAGACCACUGUUUGUCACUAAAGUCUUUAACUUUUGCCAAAACCAUUCAUGCCCAGUUGAUAAAAGUCGGGUUUGAUAGCCAUACUUUUCUGGGUAAUCGCUGUCUUGACUUAUACUCUCAGUAUGGCACAGUCAAUGAUGCUUUGAAAGUGUUUGAUGGUAUUGCUGAAAAGAAUUGUAUAUCUUGGAAUAUUUGUCUGAAGGGUUUGUUUAGAUAUGGUCACGUUGAAAGGGCAGGUUGUUUGUUUGAUGAAAUGCCUGUGAGAGACGUUGUUAGCUGGAACACCAUGAUUUCGGGUUAUGUUUCGCGUGGGUUUGUUGAUAAUGCGGUGGGAAUUUUUAUGGAGAUGCAAAAUGCUGGUGUAAGGCCAAGUGGGUUCACGUUGUCGAUUUUAAUGUUGCUUGUGUCGUGUGCUCAUCAUGGUAAGCAGAUCCAUGGUUGCAUAGUUCGUAGUGGUCUGAAUUUAUCGAAUGUGGUGCUUGGGAAUUCAUUAAUUGAUAUGUAUGGGAAGCUUGGACUUCUUGAUUAUGCUUUUGGUGUGUUUUUUACCAUGGAGGAGUUGGAUUUAAUCUCUUGGAACACUUUGAUUUUGAGUUGUCAUAGGUCUGGGUACAGAGAAUUGGCACUAGACCAGUUCUGUUUGAUGAGAACCACAGGGCAUUUGCCUGAUCAGUUUACUAUGUCGACAGUCAUUAGUGUCUGUUCGAAGUUGCAAAAUUUGGAAAAGGGUAAGCAAAUUUUCGCUCUCUGCGUCAAGAUGGGAUUUAUUUCUAAUAGCAUUGUAUUAAGUGCUGUUAUUGAUCUGUUUUCUAAAUGCAACAGAUUGCAGGAUUUAAUCCAGCCCUUUAAAGAACUAGAUCAAUGGGAUUCAGCCCUUAGCAAUUCCAUAAUUUCAAGUUAUGCAGCACAUGGUUUUGUGGAGGAUGCCAUGCAACUCUUUGUGCUGACAAUGAGGGAGAACCUCAGGCCAACUGAGUUCACACUAAGCAGUGUUCUAAGUACUGUUUCCACUUUGUUCCCAACAGAGCAGGGGUGUCAAAUUCAUGCUUUGGUUGUUAAAUUGGGUUUCGAGCCAGAUGCAGUUGUUGCUAAUUCACUUGUCGAAAACUAUUCUAAGGUUGGCUUGAUUGAUUAUGCUAUGAAAAUUUUUACCAAUAUGGGCGUACGAGACCUGAUAUCUUGGAACACUAUGAUUUUGGGUUUGACUAACAAUGGUAGAGUGUACAAGGCACUAGACAUUUUCAAGGAACUAGUUCAGAGAGGUCCUAAACCAGAUCGAACAACUCUGGCUGGAGUGCUUAUGGCUUGCAAUUAUGGGAGUUUUGUUGAUGAAGGAAUGAUUAUUUUUUCUUCAAUGGAGAAGGAAUAUGGAGUUGUACCUGGGGAUGAGCAUUAUGCUUGCAUAGUGGAGUUAUUGAGUCAAGCUGGUAAAAUUAAAGAAGCAAUAGAUGUUAUAGAUGCAAUGCCUUAUGAACCUAGUUUUGUCAUAUGGAGAUCAAUUCUUCACACUAGCGUGAUUCAUGGAGACUUGAAACUCACUGAAAGAGUUGCAGAGAGGAUGAUGGAGUUGGAACCACAGUCAUCUCUACCUUACUUGGUAUUGUCUCUGGCAUAUGAGAUGAGGGGCAGAUGGGAGAGUAUAGUUCGAGUAAGAAAUUCCAUGGAACAUAAACUUGUCAAGAAGGUCACUGGCUGCAGUUGGAUUGGGAUAAAAAACCACAUAUAUAUGUUUAAGGCAGACCAAGUAGUGCAUCAUGGAGGUGAAGACAUCUAUUUGGUGUUGAGAGUAUUGAUUGGGCAGAUGGAGGAUAAAGAUUAUUCUGAUCUUCAUGCAUACAUUAACUGAUAUAGUUAUUGAUAUAAUCCUGUUUGAGUUCAUUUUACCUUAAUGUUGCCGUAAAUGUUGAAUGCUAAGUUUUAGAAGAUUAAUGUGUACAGCUAUCAUUGUGGAA